GCGUUCACACUUUUAGUCCCUCCCAUCAUCAAUCAGUUAGAUCAUCACUAUCGUCUCUCUCUCUCUCUUUCAAGCUUCUCUGCGUGCGAGUUGGUCAAACAAUAGUUGCAGGAUAGUGAAGAAGGAGAUGGAUCAUCAAAAUGGAUACGGUGUGGAAGUUACUGGUUUAUCACCAGCUGUCACUGAGAAAGAUCUCGUGGACUUCUUCUCCUUCUCUGGUGCAAUUGAACAUAUUGAUAUUGUCAAGUCUGGUGAGCAAGCGUGCACUGCUUAUGUGAUGUUCAAGGAUUCUUAUUCUCAAGAAACUGCUGUUUUACUCACUGGAGCAACGAUAUUGGAUCAGCGCGUUUGCAUCACUCGUUGGGGACAGCAUCACCAGGAGUUCGACUUCUGGAACGCGGCUCCGCGGAGCUUUGAAGAUGAAGCUAACUCACAUCCUCAUCCUCAACGAGGUGAGUUCAACGCGGGAGAAGCAGUGACAAAAGCUCAAGAAGUGGUGAAAUCAAUGCUGGCUACAGGGUUUGUGUUAGGCAAAGACGCUUUAACCAAAGCUAAAGCCUUUGACGAAUCCCACGGUGUAUCAGCUGCGGCAGUUGCUAGAGUAUCUCAACUAGACCAGAGGUUCGGUCUCGCUGACAAAAUCUUCGCUGGGGUUGAAGCUGUCAGAUUGACCGACCAGAAGUACCAUGUCUCAGACAAAGCCAAAUCAGCCGUCUCCGCCACGGGAAGAACCGCAGCUGCAGCUGCAAGUAGCGUUGUUAAUAGCAGUUACUUCUCCAGCGGAGCUCUUUGGCUGUCCGGUGCGUUAGAGCGGGCGGCUAAGGCUGCCUCUGAUCUCGGUAGCCGCGGACCAAGGCAGUGAAUAGACCCGACAAACUGAUCAGAACCGUAUUCAUCUGUGAAUAUGCAUGUGAUGCAAAGGUGAUAAUGAAUAAACUUACUGGCUUGGUUAUAAACUGUGUAUCAAAACGAUUACUAUAGACAAAGACGUGCCACGUGGAUUCAUACGGAUGGAUUAUGUCUUUCGAUAGAGCUUUGGCCAAGUGGCGCAAUAUGUACCAAUGAUAGGAUGCAAAAAACACAGAACUUAUCCUCU
This is a messenger RNA of Brassica rapa (field mustard), 1096 nucleotides long. RefSeq names its product binding partner of ACD11 1. NCBI's taxonomy places the organism in Eukaryota, Viridiplantae, Streptophyta, Magnoliopsida, Brassicales, Brassicaceae. Gene Ontology annotation, molecular function: RNA binding. The record is from RefSeq and is a predicted model, not a curated record.